This is a messenger RNA of Syngnathoides biaculeatus (alligator pipefish), 8206 nucleotides long. RefSeq names its product oxysterol binding protein 2b (gene osbp2b). NCBI's taxonomy places the organism in Eukaryota, Metazoa, Chordata, Actinopteri, Syngnathiformes, Syngnathidae. The record is from RefSeq and is a predicted model, not a curated record. Bases 1190 to 3295 code for a protein of 701 amino acids. The transcript has 14 exons. Gene Ontology annotation, cellular component: cytosol; intracellular membrane-bounded organelle; membrane. Gene Ontology annotation, molecular function: cholesterol binding.
GCACAUCGAAGCAAGCAACCAUUCCCGCUGACAAUCACACCUAAAGGCAAUUUACUCUAACCAUAAUCUACAACUUUUUUUCCCGAGGUGUAACUUUUGCAGCUAAAGUGACGAUGCAGUUUAUCUGCACGCUUUCACUCAUUGAGAUCUGCUCUGCUCAAGCGCACACCGUUGUGAUUAAAGUCACAAAUUGUUGUUGUGCUUAUUUUGUUCUGGGCGGCACCGUGGAUCAGCUGGUAAAGCGUUGGCCUCACUGCUCAGGUCCCGGGUUCAUUCCCGGACCCUGCCUGCGUGGAGUUUGCAUGUUCGCCCCGUGCCUGCGUGGGUUUCCUCUGGGUACGCCGGUUUUCGUCCCACAUGCCAAAAACAUCCAACAUGAAUUGGACACUCUAAAUUGCCCCUAGGUGUGAUUGUGAGUACGGCAUUUUGUCUCAAUGUGCCCUGCGAUUGGCUGGCAACCAGUUCAGAGUGUACCCCGCCAACUGCCCGUUGACAGCUGGGAUAGGCUCCAGCACUCCUCGCGACACUCGUGAGGAUAAGCGGCAAAGAAAAUGGACGGAUGGAUAUUUUGUUCUGGCACUAGCAUUAUUUUCAUAUGCUUUAGUUUGAUUUUUGAUCAAAUUUUGCUUUCGUUUGUCAACUGUGUGUGCGUAAUAAACUGAUCACAGUGAUUGUGUUUUAUGACACAAAAAAAAUUAAUGUUACAGGUAUUUGGAACUGAAAAAUGUCCUAUUGAACUUUAAAAUCAAAUCAAUUUAAGAAGACCUAGAAAUGAUCACUUCAUUUUCUACAGGAGCAUCAUUACCUUUAGCGCCCACUACCACAAUGUUUUAUGUAUUUUUUUUCACUUUCAAAUUCACCCUCUGAAACCCAACAGUGGGAUAGUUUUGGGCCGCAGGCUUUAUAUUUGAAACCCUGUUGGAGCCUAUUUAUUGAGGCUAUUUUCAGGGGUCGAGGGGGAGGCAUCAAUUACUUGCUGUUAUUUGCUUUUUACUGCAAAAAAACCCCAAAACUUCUAGUUCCUCUGCUGUUUUGCUUUUGAUGACCUCUUUGUUUUCUUUUUUCUAAAUUCCAAUUCCCAUAGUGUUUGUCUUUUGCUCACAGAGAUUUUCUUUGUUUUUGUGUUUUCUACCCCCCUCCGCCUCACAUCAGCGGAAACAAUGGAACAGUUUUCCGGACACAGGCGGAGAUGGCGCACACGUGUCGCGGGACAAUCAACCUGGCAACCGCCCACAUCGACACGGAGGAUGCCUGCAAUAUUGUCCUGAGCAGCGGUGGCCGCACGUACCACCUGAAAGCCAGUACCGAAGUGGAGCGGCAGCGAUGGAUCACGGCCCUCGAGUUGGCCAAAGCUAAAGCCGUUCGCAUGAUGAACGACCAGUCUGACGACUCCGGAGACGAGGAGCCGGGCUCCCAGUCGGACCGCAGUGAGAUUCAGGGAACUUUAAAGAUACUCGUCAGCAAGCUCGAUGACCUCAGCACGUGCAAUGAUUUGAUCGCCAAGCACGGGGCCGCCUUGCAACGUUCUCUCAGUGAACUCGAGAGCCUGAAGGUUCCUGUGGAGGGAGGCGAGAAGAUAAAGGCGGUCAACGAGCGGGCCACCCUCUUUCGUAUCACUUCCAAUGCUAUGAUCAACGCUUGCCGAGACUUCCUGGACCUCGCCGAGACCCACAGUCGGAGGUGGCAGCGGGCGCUGCAGUAUGAGCGUGAGCAGCGCACCCACCUGGAGGAGACCAUCGAGCAGCUAGCGAAGCAGCACAACAGCCUGGAGCGAGCGUGGCGAGCGGCGCCGACGCUUUCCGCCAGCGCACCCAGCGCUCCGACGGGCAAGAAGGAAGGGAGUGAGAGGCCGCUCAAAGGAGAGGCGAGUGAUGAAGAUGAGGAUACGGAGUACUUUGACGCCAUGGAGGAUUCGCCCGCAUUUAUCACAGUGACGGCCGCUGACAACACGCAACACAGGCGAUCUCAGAGUAGCUUGAGCGGCGCAAGCGGAGGCAAUUCCUACGACUGGAACCAGGACGACCAAAUGUCUCCGAGCUAUAACGACGUGUCGGCAAAGGAGCUGCAGCCACGCAGACAGCGGCGGACCCGCGUUCCCGACAAGCCAAACUACUCGCUCAAUUUGUGGAGCAUCAUGAAGAACUGCAUUGGCAAGGAGCUCUCAAAAAUUCCAAUGCCCGUGAACUUCAACGAACCUUUGUCGAUGCUGCAGCGGCUAACUGAAGACUUGGAGUAUCACGAGCUUCUGGAUAAGGCAGCGCGCUGCGACUCCUCACUGGAGCAGAUGUGUCUGGUUGCCGCCUUCUCGGUCUCUUCAUACGCCACCACCGUCCACCGGACGGCCAAACCCUUUAACCCGCUCCUGGGGGAGACCUAUGAGCUCGAUCGCCUGGAGGAGUUUGGCUACCGCUCACUGUGUGAGCAGGUGAGCCAUCACCCCCCGGCUGCCGCACAUCAUGUGAUUUCCCAGCGAGGCUGGACCUUGUGGCAGGAAAUUACAAUUGCCAGCAAGUUCCGUGGAAAAUACCUCUCCAUAAUGCCUCUGGGUGCCAUUCAUCUGCAGUUCCACGCCAGCGGCAAUCACUACGUGUGGAGAAAAGUCACGUCCACGGUGCACAACAUCAUCGUGGGCAAGCUGUGGAUCGACCAGUCAGGGGACAUCGAGAUAGUGAAUCACAGGACCAAAGGGACCUGCCAACUCAAAUUCUCUCCCUACAGUUAUUUCUCCAGGGACGUUCCCAGGAAGGUGACGGGUGUGGUGGCGGACGGCGGUGGCCAGGCUCAUUACAUCCUGUCCGGUACGUGGGACGAGAAGAUCGAAAGCGCCAAAAUCAUCCAGAGCAGCCGAGGCGGGAGCGGAUCAGAGGGCAAGCAGAAGACCAUCUACCAGACCUUGACCCCAAAACUUUUAUGGAAGAAGUACCCUCUCCCAGAGAACGCCGAGAACAUGUACUACUUCUCAGCGCUGGCGCUGACCCUGAACGAGCCCGACGACGGGGUCUGCCUCACCGACAGCCGCCUUCGGCCGGACCAGAGGCUGAUGGAAGACGGCCGAUGGGACGAAGCCAACUCUGAGAAACAAAGGUUGGAAGAGAAACAAAGAGCCGUGAGGAGGAGGAGAGAAGCGGAGGCCUCGGAUGCCCUGGAUGAAGGUCGCGAAUACGAAGGGUACCGGCCGCUGUGGUUCCAGCAAAGGAGAGACUCGGUCACCGGGGAGACAAACUUUGUGUACAAAGGCGGCUACUGGGAGGCCAAGGAGAGACAGGACUGGACCGCGUGUCCCAAUAUAUUCUAACGCAGGACGGUUUCCAACCCCCGCCCCCCGCAUCAGGACCUCAGGAGACACGGGAGCCGGCUCUGGCUCGGCUCCUUCGGCGCUGCGAUGGCCCGGCAGGCUUACGAGCAUUGCGAGGAGACGGUGAAUGUGACACACAAACUCUUGCAACACUUCGUACCUCCAAAUGUACACGCCCGCUGCUUUACAGAUGGAAGUGCGACGGGAUGUUCGACGUCCCGCUGCGCCGAUCCCGUUGCAGGCGUAAGGCCACGCCCAACGAGGUGCUCGGACGACGGAAUUUUCAGUGUAGAUUCAAGUAGUUGCCCACACGGAAUUAGCAACGAGAUUUAUAAAAAGUCACUGUCAGUCUUCAAGUGAGUUACAGCAGGUAUCAUUUAUAAUCCCAAAAUGACUUUCUCUAUUUCUGUAUAUGAAUAAUGAGGUUGUUCCAGUUAGGGCAAAUCUAAUUUACCCGCAUCAAGAGAUUUUUGCUGUGAGCCGACGGCGCACAAAAGGGUUUUAAUCAGAUUUUCUGAGUCAUUGUUUUCAAUUUGAGUUAUUAUACAGGAAGUACUGUACUAUAUAAAUAAGUCAAGAAGUACAUUUUCACAGUGAAGUACCGUAAUUCCCGGCCUACAGAGCGCACCUUGUUUACAAGCCUCACCGAGUACAUUUGUAAAGGAAAUACCAUUUGGUACAUAAUACGCCGCAGUUGUGUAAAAGGCGCAAGUGAAACACGAGAUAUUUACAAAGAAAGACUAUACAUGGAGUUUAACGCUAGCGCUAAUGCUAGUGCUAACGUAAGCCCCCCGCUAAAGCUAGCGCUGCGAUAACGCUAACAGAGCCGGUUAAAAUAAAACUUAACGGUAAAUAUCACUGAGACACGCCAGUAACACGCUAGCGCAGCGCUAACAGGGCCGGGAAAAGUCACUUCCUCAGCACAUAUAUUGCACCGGUCUCACUCUUACCUUUUUCGCCGGAGUGGCCCCUUGUGGCCGUUAGAAAAAAUGCACAAAUUACCCGCAUCACCGCAUAAACCGCAAAGUUGAAAGCGUGUGGAAAAAAGUCGCGGCCGGAAAUUACGGUAUAUCACCGGUUAUAUUUAUUACUGUACUUCCAGUCAUUAUUUCAAUGGCUUGAGGAUAAAGCCAGUCUGUUUUAGCUGUAACAAAAAAAAAUGCUUUUCUCACAUUCUUUCAUGAAAAAAUAGCACACAGAGGGAAAUGAAAAAUGUUAACCUCUGUGAAAAUAAAUAUGGAUUAACAACAAGGAUGGGGGAAACAUUGAAAAUGUCAGCGGUUGUCGACCUUUUUCCAGUUUACAGAAUAUUUUGUUCGUCUUGCAAACACUGCGAGACUUUAUGGGAAUUAUGCAUUUAAGCAUGUUAUCAUUUAGAGAUUAGACUCAAUUGAGGCCGUCCUCGAAAAUAUUUAGUAGGAAAGUAAAGAAAACAUGGUCUAUUUUGACUUCCCUGGAGCAAUGGUACCGUAAUUCCCGGCCUGGACGCGCACCUGGUUAUAAGCCUCACAGUACAUUUACCAGUACAUUUGUAAAGGAAAUACCAUUUGGUACAUACAUACACUGCAGCUGUGUAAAAGCCACUAGUGCCCACAUUGAAACACGAGAUAUUUACAAAGAAAGAUAAUACACAGAAAGAGUUUAACGCUAGCGCCGCCACGCUAACGUUAACACUAGCGCUGCGUUAACAGGGCGGGUUAAAAAAAACAUACUGGUAAAAAUCACUGAGACACGGCAGUAACACGGUAGCGCAGCGGAAACGGGGCCGGACCGGUAAAAGUCACUUCCUCGGCACUUAUAUUCCACUGGUCUCACUCUUACCUAUUCAGCUCGAGUGCCCCCUCGCGGCCGUUAGGAAAAUGUGGACAAAUUAGCCGCAUUACCGCAUAUUCCGCAGGGUUGAAAGCGUGUGAAAAAAGUUGCAGCUUAUAGGCUGGGAACUACGGUAUUUUUUAAUUUUUACUUAUUUUUAAUGACAGCCACUUGUGUCGAAAUGGCUCCCAUUCAGCACUGCGAUUGUUCGGCAUGGGUCUCUGCAUCUGCACACCAAAUGGGAAACAGGCCAGUUUGAAUGUCAUACACAUUUUGGUACAAUUUCCCUCUAAAUUCUCAUAUCGCUAUGAAGUGCAGGUGCGCUUCCAAUGUGCGGAAGCGCUGUCGUUGUAGGUCGCAAUUGUACCUGGCCGACGAUAUUCUGUUGCAAUUCAUCGGGAUCAAGCAUCUCAGCAGUGAAUUAGCACAAUUCGCUGCGCAUGAAGUGGAGUUGCUAGACCUAAUCUUUUGUGUUCCUGUUGAUAAGAAAUAAAUGUACACUUUUUUUUCCCCAUUGGUGCAUCACAGCGCUUCCUAGCCGACCGCUUCCAAGUGACGGCGUCCGCUGUUCGGUACUAACACAAAAACGUAGAUCCGCUUGCUCUUCGGGCCUCCUCGUCGUCGCGUUCUAGUUUCUCCCAUCGCGAGCCUUGCGCCUCCAUUGUCGGCGGCUUCGGAGUUGUAGAAAAGAAAACGGGGCUGGUUCCCGUUUGGCGGCCAUCGGAAGCCGCAGAGGCCUUUGCUCCGCGCUCGCUUCCGUUUCCGACGUGUCGUCCGCCGUGUUUGUUCAACGAUCUCUGAUCAGCUAUCGAAGGUACCCUCGGUCUUCUGCCUUUAAUGGACUACACAUCGAGUGACGAGCUUUGAAAAACAGUAUUUUUUUGUUGUUGUAAUCGUCGGUAGGAAUAUAGAUUUUAAAGGCUAGAUGCGCCGUAUGUUCCGUCUAGUCCGUUUGCGUGACUAUUUUGUGAUAAGACGAUACUGUAAAAUAAAGUCGAGCGAGAAUGAAGUUUAUCUGUACGGCGUAUUUGAAAGACGGUCAUAAAUUAGCAUUUCCACUGGGAGAGUUGACCCGGAGACACGGGAGUUAGCGUCACGUUUCACGUUUGUUGCGUCAAAAUCACAGAAAAAGGGGGUUUCAUUUCUUUUAUGAAAAACACCGGGUAACAUUUUCUAGCAUUGGUAGACUGUCCCGACGAACUAACCAGGGUAACUAUUUACAGGACCUUCCCAUUUCUACAAAAAUUGGGAAUUACACAUUUAGUCAGAAGUCGAUGGACCUUUCCGAUGGUGAUCUUAAGCUCCGCCCCUUCAGCCAUGUCCCACAAGCUUUCGAAAUGGCGACUGAACAGAACAUGUUUGAAGUCAAUUCUCUCUCGCGUAUUCCAGAUAAUAUUGAGGUACGUUUUUUUUUUUUUUUUUGCCAUAAGCGUCAGACUUGUCCAAGAGAGUUCUACAGAGAGGUCUCAACUAUUUAACGCAAGGAUAUGUACCCGAAAUUAAGAUUUUGGACGGAGCGGGACGCAAUGUCAGAGUUACGGCGAGACGUUGGCGAUUGAUGCAAAAAAAAAAAAGUUUGAUGCCUUGCAAACUUCAUAUUGAAAUCCAACAGGAUAAAAUAGUGGAAUCGUACUGCGCAUGUAAAGCCGGGUUCAUCUGAGAUAUCACGCUGUGGUGACCCCUAACUGGACAAGCCGAAAGAAACUUACUUCCCUUCGAACAUCCAGCCUUGUUUGUUGAUAUUGUCCACAUUUAGUUGUACGUGCGCUCUUCCGCAAGCCGUAAUCCAGGGGGUGUCAAACUCAUUUUUGUCACGGGCCACAUUGGCGUUACGGUUUCCCUCAGAGUUGCCGUUAUGACUCUAAAACCAGAAAAAUGUUUAGUCGCCUCAUCAUAUUUACACAAAAAAUUUGGGAACUCAUUUUGGAAUCAGAAAACAAGUAUAAUGGGUUUUUAAAUCAUUGUUCAACUUUGGUAAAACAAAAGUGCUUAUAAUAUCGCAAUAUCAUAAUUUAUGAUACAACAAUUUGAAAUUUUAGUGCAAAUUUUAACAAAAAUCGUAGACGUUGAUACACACGAUUUGCCUUCACGGACCACAUAAAAUCAUGUGGCGGGCCAGAAGUGGGCCCCCGGGCCUUGACUUUGACACCUGUGCCAUAAUCCAUCGUAGACACUUCGUCAACUGUUGUUUUAGGCUUUGGAAAAUGAGUCACUCUAGCAGGAUACCUUUCAUCAGAAUUGCACAUUCCCCAAGCGCAUCUGAGAAACAUUUUGUUAGUAACAUGAACUUUUCCAAGCGCCCGCUACUGACAACCAGCAUUACUUGUGGAGCAAUACGGCGAGAUGGGCGUGUCAAGGCAGGGGUUAAGACAUUGCGGCUAUCUGAUUGGCUAUUAUUGUACCGGUGAUUGACAGGUCGGAAAGGUCCAUUGCCUCUAAAACAUCAGAUUUAUGGGGAACCCCUCUGACAAAAAGAAGACUGGAAUAAUGGACACCCAUAUCGUUAAAUAAUGUCUUUGAAGAGAGUACGUAGACCUGGAGAACGUACAGUGGAUUAAACAAUGUUUAUUGUUUGCGAUGAUCGGCCUUCCCUUUCUGUCAAGGGUUAACGUUUCGCUCUGAGCAUUUCUCGCCUGACUUCAGCUUUAAUUUUUGUAUGCUUUUUCUUUUGACCUUCUCACGGGUGCCAUGAUUCCAAUGUUUGCAUAUUUAUCCUGUUUUUAACGUGACAGAUUUGUGUGCUCCGGCGGCACUCAAUUUAUUCCAGUUUGUUGCUGCAAAUAGUUUUUUUUCUUUUCUAAAUUCUACUGGGACAGUGACCCGCGGUUUGCUUGGGGUAAAUGCUGCUGAUAUUACUAAUCUGUGUUAAAAAAAAAAAAAAAUGAAAUUCCACACAGCACGAGAGCGGUUUGGUCGGAAUAUCAAAAGGUUGCUGACAUGCCUUGACUUCUUUGACUUCCCUAAUACACAAACUGUAGGUGUAAUUUAGAGCUUGUUGUUUUUACAUAAAUGUAUUUUUCCCCUCAAUUUAUAACAUUGUCUUAUAACAACCGAGGCAAAACAAUAAAAAAUAAAUAAAUAAAUAGAUAAACUUGUCGA